This is a messenger RNA of Gorilla gorilla gorilla (western lowland gorilla), 2715 nucleotides long. RefSeq names its product SLAM family member 7 (gene SLAMF7). The coding region runs from base 56 to 1063 and encodes 335 amino acids. The record is from RefSeq and is a predicted model, not a curated record. The transcript has 7 exons. Gene Ontology annotation, biological process: T cell activation. Gene Ontology annotation, cellular component: membrane; external side of plasma membrane. NCBI's taxonomy places the organism in Eukaryota, Metazoa, Chordata, Mammalia, Primates, Hominidae.
GUAAUACCUAAGAGGGAAGUGGCUUCAUUUCAGUGGCUGACUUCCAGAGAGCAAUAUGGCUGGUUCCCCAACAUGCCUCACCCUCAUCUAUAUCCUUUGGCAGCUCACAGGGUCAGCAGCCUCUGGACCCAUGAAAGAGCUGGUCGGUUCCGUUGGUGGGGCCGUGACUUUCCCCCUGAAGUCCAAAGUAAAGCAAAUUGACUCUAUUGUCUGGACCUUCAACACAACCCUUCUUGUCACCAUACAGCCAGAAGGGGGCACUAUCAUAGUGACCCAAAAUCGUAAUAAGGAGAGAGUAGACUUCCCAGAUGGAGGCUACUCCCUGAAGCUCAGCAAACUGAAGAAGAAUGACUCAGGGAUCUACAAUGUGGAGAUAUACAGCUCAUCACUCCAGCAUCCCUCCACCCAGAAGUAUGUGCUGCAUGUCUACGAGCACCUGUCAAAGCCUAAAGUCACCAUGGGUCUGCAGAGCAAUAAGAAUGGCACCUGUGUGACCAAUCUGACAUGCUGCAUGGAACAUGGGGAAGAGGAUGUGAUUUAUACCUGGAAGGCCCUGGGGCAAGCAGCCAAUGAGUCCCAUAAUGGGUCCAUCCUCCCCAUCUCCUGGAGAUGGGGAGAAAGUGAUAUGACCUUCAUCUGUGUUGCCAGGAACCCUGUCAGCAGCAACUUCUCAAGCCCCAUCCUUGCCAGGAAGCUCUGUGAAGGUGCUGCUGAUGACCCAGAUUCCUCCAUGGUCCUCCUGUGUCUCCUGUUGGUGCCCCUCCUGCUCAGUCUCUUUGUACUGGGGCUAUUUCUUUGGUUUCUGAAGAGAGAGAGGCAAGAAGAGUCCAUUGAAGAGAAGAAGAGAGCGGACAUUGGUCGGGAAACUCCUAACAUAUGCCCCCAUUCUGGAGAGAACACAGAGUACGACACAAUCCCUCACACUAAUAGAACAAUCCUAAAGGAAGAUCCAGCAAAUACAGUUUAUUCCACUGUGGAAAUACCAAAAAAGAUGGAAAAUCCCCACUCACUGCUCACGAUGCCAGACACACCAAGGCUAUUUGCCUAUGAGAAUGUUAUCUAGACAGCAGUGCACUCCCCUAAGUCUCUGCUCAAAAAAAAAAAAAACAAUUCUCGGCCCAAAGAAAACAAUCAGAAGAAUUCACUGAUUUGACUAGAAACAUCAAGGAAGAAUGAAGAACGUUGACUUUUUUCCAGGAUAAACUAUCUCUGAUGCUUCUUUAGAUUUAAGAGUUCAUAAUUCCAUCCACUGCUGAGAAAUCUCCUCAAACCCAGAAGGUUUAACUACCUCAUCCCAAAAAUGGGAUUGUGAAUGUCAGCAAACCAUAAAAAAAGUGCUUAGAAGUGUUCCUAUAAAAAUGUAAAUGCAAGGUCACACAUAUUAAUGACAGCCUGUUGUAUUAAUGAUGGCUCCAGGUCAGGGUCUGGAGUUUCAUUCCAUCUCAGGGCUUGGAUGUCAGGAUUAUACCAAGAGUCUUGUUACCAGGAGGGCAAGAAGACCAAAACAGACAGACAAGUCCAGCAGAAGCAGAUACACCUGACAAAAAUGGAUGUAUUAAUUGGCUCCAUAAACUAUGUGCCCAGCACUAUGCUGAGCUUACACUAAUUGGUCAGACAUGCUGUCUGCCCUCAUGAAAUUGGCUCCAAAUGAAUGAACUACUUUCAUGAGCAGUUGUAGCAGGCCUGACCACAGAUUCCCAGAGGGCCAGGUGUGGAUCCACAGGACUUGAAGGUCAAAGUUCACAAAGAUGAAGAAUCAGGGUAGCUGACCAUGUUUGGCAGAUACUAUAAUGGAGACACAGAAGUGUGCAUGGCCCAAGGACAAGGACCUCCAGCCAGGCUUCAUUUAUGCACCUGUGCUGCAAAAGAAAAGUCUAGGUUUUAAGGCUGUGCCAGAACCCAUCCCAAUAAAGAGACCGAGUCUGAAGUCACAUUGUAAAUCUAGUGCAGGAGACUUGGAGUCAGGCGGUGAGACUGGUGGGGCACGGGGGGCGGUGGGUACUUGUAAACCUUUAAAGAUGGUUAAUUCAUUCAAUAGAUAUUUAUUAAGAACCUAUGCGGCCCGGCACGGUGGCUCACACCUGUAAUCCCGGCACUUUGGGAGGCCAAGGUGGGUGGGUCAUCUGAGGUCAGGAGUUCAAGACCAGCCUGGCCAACAUGGUGAAACCCCAUCUCUACUAAAGAUACAAAAAUUUGCUGAGCGUGGUGGCAUGCACCUGUAAUCCCAGCUACUCAGGAGGCCAAGGCAUGAGAAUCGCUUGAAGCUGGGAGGUGGAGGUUGCAGUGAGCUGAGAUGGCACCACUGCACUCCAGCCUAGGCAACGAGAGCAAAACUCCAAUACAAACAAACAAACAAACAAACACCUGUGCUAGGUCAGUCUGGCACGUAAGAUGAACAUCCCUACCAACACAGAGCUCACCAUCUCUUAUACUUAAGUGAAAAACACGGGGAAGGGGAAAGGGGAAUGGCUGCUUUUGAUAUGUUCCCUGACACAUAUCUUGAAUGGAGACCUCCCUACCAAGUGUUGAAAGUGUUGAAAAACUUAAUUACAAAUGCUUGUUUGGCAAGAAUGGGAUAGAGGAUUAUCUUCUCUCAGAAAGGCAUUGUGAAGGAAUUGAGCCAGAUCUCUCUCCCUACUGCAAAACCCUAUUGUAGUAAAAAAGUCUUCUUUACUAUCUUAAUAAAACAGAUAUUGUGAGAUUCACAUACAAAAA